Myotis myotis is the source of this 801-nucleotide messenger RNA. RefSeq lists its product as uncharacterized. The record is from RefSeq and is a predicted model, not a curated record. The transcript has 3 exons. NCBI's taxonomy places the organism in Eukaryota, Metazoa, Chordata, Mammalia, Chiroptera, Vespertilionidae. The coding region runs from base 49 to 738 and encodes 229 amino acids.
AGGGAGGGGCGCGUAACGCUCCUUCUUGACCUUGUCAAGCUUUCCUCGAUGGGGAAACUGAGUCACUCUACUCUGGGCCUGGGAGGCGGGAUCCGCGCGCUGCCGGGAGCUAAGCCGACAGCCCCCGGGGGGACGCCCUUCUCCCCACCUUCCCCGGCCUUCGCGGCGCACUCACGUUGGCAGGGCGGGUCCUCGGGAGCCCAUGGGCUGGAUGGGCUGCGCCUGCGAUGGGUGCAGGUUAGGCGCCUGCCAUCUCGUCGGGCCGGGACUCAAGGGCUAGGCUGGAGAGAUUUCUGGAAGCAGGAGCUGGCAAGGGGGACAGAAAGGGAGAGGGACGCUCUGGCGGGCUGUCCCCAACCCCCAAAGCAGCUUUGGGAGGGGGCGAGGGGGAGCCUGACGGCCCGCGAAGACAUUGGAAGCUGGUCCCGGGGCAGGAGAAACCAUGAGGGUCUGCUGGACCCUGGCUUGUUGUUUGCCCGGGCACUCUCAACCCGAGCCAGGCCACUUGCACUCGAAUCGCCAGCUACGAGCCUUUGCAGCCGGGUCGCGGGCACUGCGCGCUCUGGCCCCGCCCUUCCCGACCCUUUCCCGGGCGGCUCGGCUGGGCCCGGAACACUCGGAGCCGGUGUGCACAGGGCCGCCCACCGGAGCGCAGGUCCUGGGAUGCUGCUUCCGGUGAGCUGGGGACAGAACACCUACUUCACAGGAUUGUUGAGAAGAUUAAAUGAGAUGCACUAAGGACGAUGUUAUGAUCACAUUAUCAUUAUAAAACACACAGCAUAUUAGCUGUGAUUCAUGCUA